GCCCAUCGCUCGUUUCCGAUUCCGAACUUCACGAACUUCCCCCACUUCAAGAUCCAUCUCGCAAGGAAAAAGAAAAGAGAACAGAAUAAAACAAACGACCCAGCCCGACGACUACGCAAGUAGAUAUCAACCGCUACAAACUACCGCACAAGCUGCCUACACAACUCGAUUCCUCGACUGGAAGCUCAACAUGGGGAAGCUAGCGGACAGAACGUUCACCAGACGGCAGGUCGAAGGCCUCAUCGCGGACGGGAAGGGCAUCAUCGUAUAUGAUUCGAACGUGCUCUCGGUCAAUGCGUGGAUGAAAUUCCACCCCGGAGGAGACAAGGCGAUCCGGCACAUGAUCGGACGAGAUGCAACGGACGAGAUCAACGUACUCCACUCGGAAGAAGCGAGACGGCGGAUGAAAUCAUUCAUCAUCGGCAAGAUCGAGGGUCAAUGGCGGAACUUUCUGCCGCCCAUCCAGGGUGGAGAGUUCAGAGCGUACAACGGCGAAGAGGACGACGAGAAACCGACCCCGACUAUCGAGAUUCCCGAGUUAUGCGAAACCCAGUCCAGCUCCGGAUCGUCGUCCCCGACAUCGUCGGCCGACGAAAACAUCGUAUUGGAUCCUAGCCUCCGGCGUAGACGUGCCGGCUCGUUGUCGUCGUCCGUAACAUCGAUCUCAGAAACGCCGGGCCCAGUCGGUGGCCCGGGCACAUUCGACGCCGAUUAUCUCACCCGCAAGGCCAUCGAGGAAGACAUCGCAAAAUAUCCUUCGCUGGAUUACAACACGCAGAAAGAGAUUGCGAUCAAGUACCGCGCGCUCGAAGCCCAAAUCCGCGCCGAAGGUCUCUUCAAUUGCAAUUACUGGGCGUAUGCACGCGAGGUCACCCGGUAUACCGCUUUGUUCGUCGGAGCGAUGAUCUGCCUGAAAUACGGCUGGUACAAAACUUCGGCGUUCCUCGUGGGAUGUUUCUGGCAUCAACUCGUCUUCGCCGCGCACGAUGCCGGCCAUAUGGGCAUCACCCACAACUUCCAGGUCGACACCUGCAUGGGAAUCGUCAUUGCCAACUUCCUCGGAGGUCUCUCUUUGGGCUGGUGGAAGAGGAGUCACAAUGUCCACCAUAUCGUCACCAAUGACCCCGAGCAUGACCCGGAUAUCGAGCAUCUCCCGUUCUUCGCCAUCUCCCACAGAUUCUUCGGCAGCGUAUUCUCGACCUACUACGAGCGUGUUCUGCCAUACGACGCUUUCGCCAAGCUCUGCGUGCGGUAUCAACAUUACCUCUACUACCCGAUCCUUCUUUUCGGCAGAUUCAACCUGUACCGUCUGUCCUUGGAGUACCUGAUCAUGGGACUGGGACCUCGCCGGGGUGUUGCGGCCUGGCACCGGUACUUCGAGCUGAGUGGCCUCGUAGUCUUCUGGUACUGGUUCGGAUACGGUGUGCUCUACCACGGUCUCGAGACCAACUGGCAGAGAUUCGUGUAUGUGAUGAUCAGCCACAUGGUCACCAUGCCAUUGCAUGUGCAGAUCACCCUGUCGCACUUUGCCAUGUCCACUUCGGACCUGGGCGUCAAUGAGAGCUUCGCCCAGAAGAUGCUGAGGACCACUAUGGAUGUCGAUUGCUCCGAGUGGUUGGAUUUCUUCCAUGGCGGUCUGCAAUUCCAGGCGAUCCACCACCUUUACCCUCGCAUUCCUCGCCAUAAUCUCCGCCGGACCCAGAAGCUGGUGAUCGAGUUCUGUAAAGACGUUGGAAUCCCCUACGCCAUCUGGGAUUUCUACCGUGGCAACCGGGAGAUCAUUGGGCGUCUCGCCGAAGUCGCGAGGCAGGCGCAGCUCCUUGCGGACUGCCAGGCGCACAUGGCCAAAGCCGGAGAGUACGGUCAUUUCUGAGCGGCCCUUCCUUCCACCUCUUCCUCUUCCUCUAUCCUUUGGGGCUUUAGUUCUUUUUUUGGCUCUCCUUCCAAAAGAAUUAGACAUGCUACAUAGAUGCGAUA
Messenger RNA from Tricharina praecox, 1977 nucleotides. RefSeq names its product fatty acid desaturase-domain-containing protein. Gene Ontology annotation, molecular function: oxidoreductase activity, acting on paired donors, with oxidation of a pair of donors resulting in the reduction of molecular oxygen to two molecules of water. Gene Ontology annotation, cellular component: membrane. Bases 191 to 1873 code for a protein of 560 amino acids. NCBI's taxonomy places the organism in Eukaryota, Fungi, Ascomycota, Pezizomycetes, Pezizales, Pyronemataceae. The transcript is spliced from 4 exons. Gene Ontology annotation, biological process: lipid metabolic process. The record is from RefSeq and is a predicted model, not a curated record.